CGCAGUGUUGUGCUGAUGGUACUACCAACCCGUUAGCAGCCGCAGCCUCCUCCUCUUCCAUCAUGGCUCCCUCGGCGGACAGGCAGGGAUACUGGGGCCGGCCGACCUCAACGCUGGACUGGUGCGAAGAGAAUUAUGUCGCCUCCUUUUACAUCGCCGAAUUCUGGAACACGGUCAGCAACCUGAUUAUGAUUCUUCCUCCCAUUUAUGGGGCUGUCCAGACGUUCCGAGACGGCCUAGAGUUUCGCUACAUCUGCUCUUUUCUCGGACUGGCAGCUGUUGGUGUGGGUUCCUGGUGCUUCCACAUGACGCUGAUCUAUGAGAUGCAGUUACUGGACGAGUUGCCAAUGAUUUAUAGUACAUGCGUCUUCGUCUACUGUCUAUAUGAGUGUUUCAAAGAAGAGAACAGAGUUGGUUUAUUACCCAUCACCUUACUGUUAAUCUUCAGUGUUUCAGUCACUGUGGUGUACUUGCAGUGGAAGGAGCCGGUCUUCCACCAGGUCAUGUAUGGUGCUCUCGUGGCCAGCCUAGUGAUGCGAUCUGUCUUCAUUGUUACAUGGGUGUACCCAUGGCUCCGGUCGCUGUGCUACACCUCCUUAGGAGUCUUCCUGUUAGGAUUCUUACUGUGGAACAUUGACAACAUCUUCUGUGACACAUUAAGAACCAGUAGGCAGACGCUUCCCUCUGGUGUUGGAGUAGUAACACAGUUCCAUGCUUGGUGGCACAUCUUCACAGGCCUCGGGUCCUACCUGCACAUCAUUCUCAGCCUCCAGAUCAGGUCAACCUACCUCAAGCACAGACCAAAUGUAAAGUUCCUUUAUGGAGUUUGGCCCACGCUGCACAUUGAUCCACAGAAGACGAGUUGAAAUGACGUGCGAAGGGGCCGAUUGAAGACCGGUGACUGUUACAUCAUCAGCACGGGGACCUGCCAAAGGCACUGAUGGGAACUCAGCCCACAGCUAGAGGGCAGCUGGACACCAAGGCACCCCCCUAGAUACCCCAGGGUGCUGCACUGUGGAGAUUCUACUAAGAACAGUAAAGCACUGAAUCAAGUUUUAAGAAACAGAAGAUUUGUUUCAUAAUUUGUUAGAUUAGCAAUUAUGUAAUUUUUAAAGUGUAAUAAUUGUAGUUUCUCAUUCAAUUUAACUGCAAUUAUGAUGUGGAGGCCACUGCAGUGGUAAAGAAGGGGUGUGGUUGUUAUUUUAUAUAGGGCUUAGGAACAGGGAAAAGCUAAAUGAACUUAAAUAGAUGUCUAAACUAACGUGUAACUAAGACUUCUUCAAAUGUCUACUUUUAACACAGUGUUGUUAUCCCAUUUCAAGGAGUAUUCUAUUGGAUGGGAUCACUACAUUUUGGAUAACAGGUGCCAACUAAAAGUGAAAGCAAGAAUGUGUUAUUUUAGCUCAGCUGUCUGGACGGGACGACCCUCCUUCAUUUUUACCUUACGUAAGUUUUCCUCUUAAAACAUGCCAAGAAGGGAACAAUUAAUUCCUCUUUUCUUUCUCGGCCACGUCUGCUGUGGGAUUCAAAAACUCAUUUAACAUGGCAUGCUUCUCAGUGUUUCACCUCCUCGUAUUCCAGAAAGAAAUGCAAUGAUCACAACAUUAUCACACGUGAUUUUAUUGUUGUUUGGGACAAAGUUAAGUUUAUAAACAGUAGGGAAAGCAGGUCAAUCACUUUUGACAGGUUGAGUUUCCCAGGACAGACGAAUGCUUUCAAUUUUUAAAGUGACGCGGCACACAAUAUGUUAAAGAGAAAAAUGUCCUGUUUUUGGAAUGUUAAUUCGGUAAUAGAAAGUAAUGUGUGUUUCAAUCAUUGCGUCCUCAUUGGCUGGAGACGGUUAGGUACUAGACACACUAGUUUAGCCUGCUGCUUUGUUAGAGUAAUUUUUAACCGGUAGCUUUUAGUAGAAGUAGAAGUCAAGACUAGACAAUUCCACCACAUUUGAUUAAUGACACUUAUUUAAGUCCUCUUUUAUUUUAUUUAUUUACACCGUCGCAUGAAGCUGAAGAGUCCAGUGGCGCAUAUAUCUUAUAUCAUAACUCCUGUCUGGGAAACAUUUUACGAUACAACCGCCAGGUGGCAUCAUUCUCCAGCUUAUUUCAGACAUUGCCAAACAUUCCAGUGUGCAUUGAUAAAGCUUCUACCUACAGUAGUACUCGUAGUAUCUUUGACCUGGCGCUCCUGUGAGGUGUCCGUGGCGUGGAACAAGGGAAGGAUUUAUUGGUAGUAUGUCUUGCUGCUGUGAGUACGUGGAUAUGUAAUGGUAACAAUAGAACCGGGAGCCUCCAGGAAGUGUUCGGAGGUGCCCAUCGCACAGCUUUUGUUGUUGGUAGGCCUGCUGAACUGUUACUGAGACACCAUAAAUCUGUGUUUCAUCACGCAUGUGCACGCUUCGUCACACUGCUUGGGUGUAACUACAGGGUAAAACAAGAGUUACGAAGUCCUCACAAGCACAAUGUGGGAAAGAAACAGUAUUAAUAUUGUUCAAAUGUCUGUGUGGAACCUUAAUGUUAUAUUAUUAUCAUUAACAUCACUGUCCAUCAGCUGCCAGAGAGGGUGCCUUAUUGUUAUCCUUACGGUCCAAGUAAUCCUAGUUGCCUUGAAGUCGGUGGGAAAACAGAACCAUUCAAAUGUUCAAUUUAUUUCUCGUGUUCAACAUGUUUGCCACAGUUCCUUCUCAUGAUGUUAACUGUUUCUGUUAGUUCAAAACACGUGUGGAUGCCGGAGGAGCAGACUCUGGUCAUGUGCCAGACUUUAAUGAUGUCCUGUAUUGUCAAAUAAAAGAAAAUGUGUUCGAUCA
Gasterosteus aculeatus aculeatus (three-spined stickleback) is the source of this 2803-nucleotide messenger RNA. RefSeq names its product alkaline ceramidase 3 (gene acer3). Gene Ontology annotation, cellular component: endoplasmic reticulum membrane. Lineage: Eukaryota; Metazoa; Chordata; Actinopteri; Perciformes; Gasterosteidae. Gene Ontology annotation, biological process: ceramide metabolic process; phytosphingosine biosynthetic process. The record is from RefSeq and is a predicted model, not a curated record. Gene Ontology annotation, molecular function: N-acylsphingosine amidohydrolase activity.